Molecule: messenger RNA, 1713 nt
Organism: Trematosphaeria pertusa
Lineage: Eukaryota; Fungi; Ascomycota; Dothideomycetes; Pleosporales; Trematosphaeriaceae
Product: multicopper oxidase
Exons: 5
Coding region: 1-1713 (570 amino acids)
Molecular function (GO): oxidoreductase activity; copper ion binding
Source: RefSeq, a predicted model, not a curated record
AUGACUCUCCUUCGAACAUUUUUUUGCUUGAUUGCGGCAGUAGCUGCUGUGCCUGCCCCUCAGGCGGACUCGAACACAACGAGCCCGUCUGGGGCUUCUUCGGCUGCUGCUUCUGUUUGCAGUGGAAACACUGCAGAUGAUAGAAGUGUUUGGUGCGAUUACAGCAUUGACACUAACUACUACAACGAGGUUCCUGAUACUGGCGUCACCGUGGAGUACUGGUUCGAUGUUCAGAACGUAACGCUCGCGCCUGACGGCGUUGAGCGCAUUGUCCUCGCCGUCAAUGGAACAGUUCCAGGACCCACCAUUGAAGCCAAUUGGGGAGACACCGUCAAAAUCCACGUCACGAACAGCCUCACGGCUAACGGGACUGGAAUACACUGGCACGGCAUCCGCCAGAACUGGACUAAUCAAGACGACGGCGUACCUUCAAUCACUCAAUGCCCCAUCGCUCCUGGCGAGUCCUACACCUACACCUGGCGCGCCACCCAAUACGGCACCUCCUGGUACCACUCGCACUACUCCUUGCAAGCGUGGGAGGGCGUCUUCGGCCCCAUCGUCAUCCACGGCCCCGCCACUGCCAACUACGACGAAGAACUUGACACCAUCAUGCUCACAGACUGGUCCCACGAAACCGCCGACUCGCUCUACAGCUACGCACAAACCGUCGGCCCACCCCCCAUGGAAAACGCACUCAUCAAUGGCAAGAACACGUACAACGGCGGUGGCUCACGCUACGAGGCCACCUUCCAAUCCGGCACGAGCUAUCGUCUCAGGAUCAUCAACAGCGCGAUUGAUUCGCACUUUAAGUUUGCUAUUGAUAACCAUACUAUGACCGUCAUUGCGAGUGAUUUCGUGCCUGUGGAGCCGUUUGAGGUCGAGUAUUUGGAUAUUACUAUGGGCCAACGUUACGAUGUUAUCGUUACCGCCGACCAAGAAGCAACCGACUACUGGAUGCGCGCCAUCCCACAACUGGCCUGCUCCAACAACGAAAAUCCAGACGACGUCCGCGGCAUUGUCCGGUACGGCGCGUCCACAGCGGACCCCACAUCCAUCGCCUAUGCCGCCCUCGACAACGAUACCUGCGUCGAUGUCGCCUACUCCAAUCUCGUCCCGCACGUGUCUUCCUCCCCAGUAGACCCCACCGCCGACUCGGACCUCGACGUCACCAUCGUCGCCCAGGGCAACCUGUUCAAGUGGCAAAUCGGGCUCACUCCCAUGGCCGUCGAGUGGGCGGAGCCGUCAGUGCUGACGGUAUAUAAUUCGAACGGCACCUCGAGCUUUGAAGACGAUGAUGUGGUGUAUGAGCUGCCGAAUGCGAAUGAGUGGGUGUACUUCGUCAUCUCAACAGCGCUCGCGGUGCCGCAUCCAAUUCAUCUUCACGGGCACGACUUUUAUAUCCUAGCGCAGCAGGACAACGCGGUGUUUGACUCUUCGGUCUCACUGAAUCUCGAUAAUCCUCCACGGAGGGAUGUAGCUAACCUGCCGGUGGGCGGGUACUUGGUUAUCGCUUUCCUGACGGAUAACCCUGGAGCAUGGUUGAUGCACUGCCACAUCGGCUGGCACACCUCCGAAGGCCUCGCGCUGCAGUUCGUCGAGCGGCAGUCCGAAAUAUCUGCCCUACUCAACUCCACCACCCUGCAAGAUACAUGCUCCGCCUGGAACACCUGGGCGGAAUCGACCGGCAUCGAAGAGGAGGAUUCCGGCGUAUAG